AUGUCCCAGGUGUGUCUCCUCUUGGCCUUGCUUAUGCUCUGCAGCUGCACAAAGGUCUCCUCUACCAACUCCCUGGAGCUCGUGAAGGAGCAGUGGAGCAGCUACAAAAACCAGUGCCUGGUCUACCACAACGCCACGCCCCCUGCCACAGGGCUGGUGUGUAACAGGACCUUUGACCUCUACGCCUGUUGGCCUGAUGGACUCCCAGGAACCACUGUCAACGUGUCCUGCCCAUGGUUCCUGCCAUGGUACCAUAAAGUUCAACAGGGUCUGGUCUACAGAGUCUGCAACGAAGAGGGUCAAUGGGCGCAAAAGAAUACCAGCGAAUGUGAGGACGACCCCGGUGAGCAGCAGUAUGGCCGCACCCUCAGUCAGUUACGGAUCAUGUACACUGUGGGCUACUCGCUCUCCCUGGGAGCUCUGCUGCUGGCCCUGGGCAUCCUCAUCACCUUCAGGAAGCUCCACUGUAUGAGGAACAACAUCCACAUGAACCUGUUUGCCUCCUUCAUCUUGAGAGCCGUGUCCAUCCUGGUCAAAGACGCCCUGCUGUCCCUCACACUGGACCCCCGGAGCAGCAGUGACAGCCGGACACAGGCCUGGGUCAACAUACCGGCUGUUACGUGGUGUCGUGGUGCCAUGGUGAUGAUGCAGUACAGCGUGAUGGCCAACAACUAUUGGCUGUUGGUGGAGGGCAUCUACCUGCACAGCCUGCUGGUCAUCACCGUGUUCAGCGAGAGGAAGUACUUCUACAUUUAUCUGGCCAUUGGCUGGGGCGCACCGCUCAUAUUCGUGUUGCCGUGGAUCACAGUGAAAUAUCUGUAUGAGAACGAGGAGUGCUGGGAGAGGAAUAUCAACAUGGGAUACUGGUGGAUCAUCCGUUCUCCUAUAGUGUUUGCUUAUCUGAUUAACUUCUUCAUAUUCAUACGAAUUAUCAAAAUCCUGAUGUCUAAACUCAGAGCUCAUCAGAUGAGAUACACUGACUACAAGUUCAGAUUAGCAAAAUCCACUCUGACAUUAAUUCCUCUGCUCGGGAUUCACGCCAUCCUCUUCACCUUCGUCAUCGACGAGUCCGUCCCUAAAGGCUCCAUGCUGCGCCUCAUUCGCCUCUUCUGUGACCUGCUGUUCAACUCUUUCCAGGGCCUGCUUGUUGCCAUUCUGUACUGCUUCGUCAACAAAGAGGUGCAGUCAGAGAUGCUGAAAAAGUGGAAGCGGUGGAAGCUGGGGAAGGACAUCGAUGAGGAGUACCGCCACACCCACAGCCAGACGCCGCACGUCAAGAGCGGCAGCAUCGCCACCGGGAAUCUACCCUAUCUCCAUGACAACAACGCCAGCGACGCCGGUGGUGACUCGCCUCGCCUCAGCAAAGCGGACGGAGACCCCUCGUGCUCCGCCGCACCUGAGGAGAACCGCCGACUAGUCGUCUGCUAUAGCAACGGGACGGGGAAAGGCGGGCCCGCUAAGGGCAGACACACCCUGCAGUUCUCUUUCCUGCCACACCGAGGCGCCGGAAGUCACGUGAGCACCGCCACAGAGGACGUGUGUCUGGAGGAGAGGGCGCACUGCAGUACAAACCCUCUGGAAGGAGAGGAGACUAAUGUCUGAGGACGAAAACUCUCCCUGAUUGUGCUUAUCGUUGUUUCAUAUCAGUGCUUAUCAUGCGCCAACAGGACGGCCUGAGUGGGAAGAGAAUAAGGAAGUACCCA
This is a messenger RNA of Anoplopoma fimbria (sablefish), 1703 nucleotides long. RefSeq names its product glucagon receptor b (gene gcgrb). Gene Ontology annotation, cellular component: plasma membrane. The transcript has 13 exons. The record is from RefSeq and is a predicted model, not a curated record. Gene Ontology annotation, biological process: adenylate cyclase-activating G protein-coupled receptor signaling pathway; cell surface receptor signaling pathway. NCBI's taxonomy places the organism in Eukaryota, Metazoa, Chordata, Actinopteri, Perciformes, Anoplopomatidae. The coding region runs from base 1 to 1602 and encodes 533 amino acids. Gene Ontology annotation, molecular function: glucagon receptor activity; peptide hormone binding; gastric inhibitory peptide receptor activity.